GCAGGUGUGAGUGUGUUUGUGUGAUGUGGCGAGUUUAAAGACUCAGGACAUGUGGAUUGAGUUUUGAAAAAUGUUUUACUGAUUUACUGAAGACGGACAUACUUAAAGAAAUACUUGGAAAAUGGAUCUGCUUCCAGCCCAGGAAGCUGCUAAAAUCUACCACACCAACUAUGUGAGAAACUCUCGAGCCAUCGGCGUCAUGUGGGCCGUGUUCACCAUCUGCUUUGUCAUCAUCACCAUGGUGGUCUUCAUCCAGCCCUACUGGAUCGGGGACAGCGUCAACACCCCGCAGGCCGGCUACUUCGGCCUCUUCCACUACUGCAUCGGCAACGCGCUCACCUCGGAGCUCAUCUGUAAGGGCAGCGUGUUCGACUUCAGCUCCAUCCCUUCACCGGCCUUCAGGACCGCCAUGUUCUUCGUGGGGACCUCCAUGCUGCUGAUUGUGGGCACUAUGGUCUGCUUCAGCUUGUUCUUCUUCUGCAACGCCGGGAACGUCUACAAGAUCUGUGCGUGGAUGCAGCUGGCCUCUGCUGCUUUGAUGGUGAUGGGCUGCAUGAUCUACCCAGACGGCUGGGACUCUCCAGAGGUGAAAAGGAUGUGUGGUCAGAAGACGGAUAAGUACAGCCUGGGGAACUGUACGGUGCGCUGGGCCUACAUCCUGGCCAUCAUCAGCAUCCUGGACGCCCUCCUCCUGGCACUUUUGUCCUUCACCCUCGGCAACCGGCAGGACAAACUGCUGCCAGAUGACUUCGAGGUGGAAGGAGGAGCAGAAAAUCCCUGAUGAACAUGGAGCUUCAGGACCAGUGUGAUGCAGAUGCAAUGAGCAAGCAUCCUGAGAUGUUGUGAUGUAGUUUUGGUCAAACUGCUCAC
Messenger RNA from Perca fluviatilis (European perch), 870 nucleotides. RefSeq names its product LHFPL tetraspan subfamily member 5b (gene lhfpl5b). Gene Ontology annotation, biological process: sensory perception of sound; detection of mechanical stimulus involved in sensory perception. The transcript is spliced from 3 exons. The record is from RefSeq and is a predicted model, not a curated record. Bases 122 to 781 code for a protein of 219 amino acids. NCBI's taxonomy places the organism in Eukaryota, Metazoa, Chordata, Actinopteri, Perciformes, Percidae. Gene Ontology annotation, cellular component: plasma membrane.